CUCAUGAAAAAAAUAAUUUUUUAAAGAUUUUUAAUAUAAAAUCUCGUAAUUUAGGAUAAUAAAUUUAUAAAAUAAGAGUCAAAGAUGAUGUUAAGUCGUUAUAUUUGUGCAAUCAGUCGUAAUUUAAGCAAUACUUCAAGACUAUCGAGAGCUUCGGUGUAUAUUCCUUCAAUAAAAUUCAACAUGAAUUUUCAAAAGAGCAAGAAAUGAAAAUUCUUGAUGUUGUCAAUCGAUGUUCUGUUGAUGAAUUAACCAAGUUCAAUUUAUCCAAAGCUCGUGCCCAAAAAGUCCUGAUGUUCAAAAAAACUCACGGUUCCUUCAACGAUCUUCAACAAAUCCUCGAAUUGGAUGGUUUUGGAGUAAAAGUACUGCAGAAAUUUUGUUCAAGUGUCGUCAAAUCCUCUGAAAAUGAACAAAAAAUUGAUGAAAAACUCACUGACGAGCCGCCAAAAGACAGAAAAGUGCAUCAAUAUUACAAUCCGCGACUUGACAACGCAACCCGGGACAAAAUUCGUUCGUGUUUGGGAGUAAAUGUUCACACACGAGGCGUUUCUUGGGCCAAAAUCUCCUUUGACAACGAAUUUCGGACAACUUUAGAUGCUUGGAGUGACAAAACUUUCAUCGAAGAACGCAGAAUAACACUUUCGGAGUUGAUUUCCAUCACAAAAGGCAUUUGCGAGUCGAUGCCGGUGGCUGAUUGUUACGUUUUCGAAACCCCAAUUGCUGCGCAACCUUCGAUGCCGGGCAAAAAUGUCGCUCAAAUCAACAUAAAUGUGCAAAAAUCACAACUGGUCGGCAUGAUGGCAUUAGGUCUCUUGUACAAACCGCAAGAAAAUCUCAAUUGCCCGUCGCAUCAAGUGAUUUUUGUGAGAAAUUUCCUUCCGUCGAGACUUUUUCGCACGAAAAUCGGCAAUGAACGCGUUUCUACCGAGAAAACUGUCGAAAAUCUCUUCGCAUCGGAGCUGGAUUUCGAUUCUGAGGGAAAAAUUCAAGUUCAAGACGAGGUACGGGCAGUUUUUGAGCAAGCUAAUCCUAAAAUCCGUGACUUGAUGGGACACGCAUUGCUCACAGCGCUGACUUUUCAACGUGUUUGCAUCCAAAAAUGCGACAAAAGUUUAGAUUUGUUGGAAAAACGAACGGAAAAUAAUUAAAAAUAACGAAAAAUCCUCAUAAAGCUCUGAUAUUUAUUGCACUUCGACCACAUUUGACGCAACA
Culicoides brevitarsis is the source of this 1215-nucleotide messenger RNA. RefSeq lists its product as uncharacterized. The transcript is spliced from 2 exons. Bases 207 to 1151 code for a protein of 314 amino acids. Gene Ontology annotation, biological process: mitochondrial transcription; transcription elongation by mitochondrial RNA polymerase. Gene Ontology annotation, cellular component: mitochondrial nucleoid. Gene Ontology annotation, molecular function: DNA polymerase processivity factor activity. NCBI's taxonomy places the organism in Eukaryota, Metazoa, Arthropoda, Insecta, Diptera, Ceratopogonidae. The record is from RefSeq and is a predicted model, not a curated record.